Messenger RNA from Mycosarcoma maydis (corn smut), 597 nucleotides. RefSeq lists its product as uncharacterized. The transcript has a single exon. The record is from RefSeq and is a predicted model, not a curated record. NCBI's taxonomy places the organism in Eukaryota, Fungi, Basidiomycota, Ustilaginomycetes, Ustilaginales. Bases 1 to 597 code for a protein of 198 amino acids.
AUGAUUGCUAGGUCUAUCUCCCGGUCCGCUAGGCCACUGGCUCGCUCUGUUGCCGGCCCUUCGAUUGGACGUCUCUCUGUCCGAAGAUACGCUACCAACCCGCCUGGGCCCGUGGCUUCCAAGUCGGAUGCACCCUGGGCCAUCGCCUCGGUCAUCACCUUCGGUGGCCUCUUUGUCUACUUCACCGCCCCUGGCGCAAAGAAGGAUGACCACGCUCACAGUGCGAAACACGACGACGCCGAGCACGACGACGACGUUGACGAGCCCGAAGCCCCCAAGGAGCCAGUCGAGUUGCCUGACGGUAGCAUCGAGCAUCCCGAAGGUUUCGUAGAGGUCAAGCGACCUGAAUUGCGUCACGAUGCUCCCGAAGGCGACAAGCACCUCGACUCGAAGAAGCUUUCCGACGAGCACGCUCACGAAAAGCAGUCCAAAGCCAAGCGCGAGACUUCGCUCCCAUCUGACGACACCACCUUCAAGCACGGCGUCGCUGCUGCCAAGGAUGGAGACCCUGUGUCGGAUCCCAAGAAGGUCGUUGCUGCCGCUCAAACCGCCAAGCAGGACAAGGCUCAGGCCAAGUCUGAGUCUGCUGACGAAUAA